This is a messenger RNA of Echinostoma caproni, 747 nucleotides long. NCBI's taxonomy places the organism in Eukaryota, Metazoa, Platyhelminthes, Trematoda, Plagiorchiida, Echinostomatidae. The record is from the annotation of a GenBank genome assembly.
AUCUGGCGCAACGAAAAGGCUGCCCCUGUCCUGCUUUCAGCCCAUCCGGAUCUACUCGGACUAGUUCAGUCCGAAACAGAUCGCCUUAAUGUUGAGGCUAAAACAUUCCCACCGGGGGAUUUGCGUGCGCAGAUUAAACGGAUGCAGGCUGAACGUGUUCGAUUUAUUCUGACUGAUUACAUGCGUAUUCGCAUCCAAAAAAUUGAACGCUUCGCUGAACAUAUUUUGGCCGAGGAGCGUGCUCGACCGGAUUCGGAAUCUCCUCAUCUCACCGCGGAGGAGUUCUUGUUUGCCAAAGCUUAUACAAACAGCAUCAAAGAGUACUUGAAAAAUGUCAUCGUCAAUCGUCUUCCUGCCAAUAUGCAAGCGGUGAAAGAUGAAGAUUUAGGUCAGUUGUCAUUGGCUUCUUACUUGGCUCCGCGUCGUAUUGACGUAGACGGAACUACUUACUUACGCCACAAUACGUCGUUUUUCAACAAAAUCUCCCUGUUUUCUUAUACCGAUGUGUUAAUUUCACUUCACCCUCCCACCCCCCGGUUCGCGCUGAUAGCUUUUCAUCCCAGUGAGGACAGUUAUGUGCUUUGUCGAGCUCAAGCGCGAGUUGACGCGGUUCAAGUAUCUGAUUAUACCGGUGCAGACAGUCAGUCAUCGAUCGUCUCCCUCAGUCUGGAACCUGGUGAACAGCACCUUUUGCCAUUCAGUUCCGUCCGAAGUUAUGUGGAAAGUGGCGAUGUAGUACUGCUCUGA